This is a messenger RNA of Plasmodium fragile, 1710 nucleotides long. Its product is annotated as ribosomal protein L15. Gene Ontology annotation, molecular function: structural constituent of ribosome. The coding region runs from base 1 to 1710 and encodes 569 amino acids. Gene Ontology annotation, biological process: translation. Gene Ontology annotation, cellular component: mitochondrial large ribosomal subunit. NCBI's taxonomy places the organism in Eukaryota, Apicomplexa, Aconoidasida, Haemosporida, Plasmodiidae. The transcript has a single exon. The record is from RefSeq and is a predicted model, not a curated record.
AUGAGGUGCCCAGCUUUUUUCCUGCUGCUGUGCACGACGCUCGUAAGAGGAUUCGUCAUCAGCGACCUCCAAGGGGGCCCCCUGAGCGCGACGCAGAAAAGCCCGCUGAGCGAGCGAAGACACAAAGGGGUCGUUCCAGGGAGGAAGAAAAGGCACCUGAACCUCUUCAAAGAAGAGGAGGUGGAGGAAAAGUACAACAUGAUCGACACGAUUAACAGUCUGUUGGGGAAGGUAAAGCGACAGUUCAAUAUAGAUUUCGAUGUGGAGGAGGAAAAGCAGGCUCGGGCUAAGACGCAGGAGAGCAGCGGAGAAGGAAGCACCAGCGAGGAGCAUGACUUGAAUGCAAAAGAUGACCCAACUAAAAAGCUGCACCGACGCGAUCAAAACGACCUGAGAGGAAUCUUCGGUACCAUGAUGGAUGGGAGCUUCAAAAUAGGAAGAGCAAACACCAUGUUUAAAGAAUUGAAGGAGGAGAAAAAACUUGUGGACAAAAAGUAUAAGGCACUAAUUAAUAGGAAGAUUUACCUGAGGUAUAAACAAUUCAAGCAGCUAGAAGAGGACAUAAAAAACGGGGUCUUUAAAUCUCCUUACAAUGAAGAACAGAAGAAGUUUUUACAAAACGUGCUUAAGGAACAGGAGCAAGCCAUAGAACUCAUAAUUAAAGAAAUCGAAAAGGUAGAAAAGAACCAAUACCUAGUGUAUGACGAAAAGAAUGAACAGCUAGUAAAACUGAGGGAAGAAAUCACAAAAAAAAUUAACGAAGUAAAAGUCAAGCACCAAGAGGAAGCCAUCAAAUUAGGGAUUAAAAAAGUUAUGGAUGAUUUAUAUGAACAGACAAAAACCCCGCUGGUUUGGGAUUUGACUCAGAUGGAUUGGCCCAGGGCCAUUUACCCUUUGAUUAAUGAUAUGAAGCUGAAAGCGGAUGUCUACUGGGAGUCAACAGUUGUUGGAGGGAACAGAGAAGAGAAUGAGUACUUCAUCACCCCUUUUAACAUACCUUCCAUGGAGGACAAAAAGAAGAGACGGAAGGGGCGAGGUGUAGGAAGUAAAAGGGGAGGAUCAUCUGGAAGAGGAAUGAAAGGACAAAAAAGUAGAAGUGGAGGAUCCAUCCCCUUAGGCUUUGAAGGGGGUCAAACACCACUGUAUAGAAAAUUACCAAAAUUUGUUGCCGCCCCAAUGGGACCAGGUUACCAUUUCAACCGGUAUGACUACGAAUUAAUUCCACUCAACUUAAUUAAUUUGGCUUACACAAGAAGUGGACAGAAAAAGUACCUCGAAAUUGACUGGAAUGUGAUUGACAAAAUGGGACUGCGCAUAGGAAAGUACAAACGGAAACACCCCAUUAAGGUCGUCGGGUGUAAUUUGAAGAAGUACAAAAUGAAGCACGGCUUUGACUUUGAGUUUUACGCGAAACAUGUCAUCGUAAAGGCGCAUUCCUUUACAGUUAAGGCGGCGCGUGAAAUUAUUAAACUCGGCGGGAGGUGCCUCUUGCUGAAGAAGAACACCCAAGACAUUGUGUACGCAGAGUAUAACCCCGACGAUGAGAACUUGAACAGGAUUCCGCGUCGAAUUGUCUUCUCUGGCAAGCCCUCCAAGUAUGAGCGCAAGUUGCACUGGUUGAAGAGGGUGAAGAUGGAGGAGCAGCGUCGCGCGGAGGGAGAAGCGGGCGAAGUGGGCGAUGUGGACAAAGCCAACGAAGUGAACGGAUGA